UGACCUGAUCAGUCAAAAUAAUAACAAGUUGAACAUUUUCAUCCAUAAUUUUGAAGCGAUUAUUGUGAGUUGAAGCGAUAAAGUGAAUAAGGAUAUAGCUUUACAUUGAGUAUUACAAUGUCUGAUGAAGAGCAAGUUGCAGUCAAAGUGGAGUUCAGAUCAAAAUCGAAAAAACAAUUUCGGAAACGCAUUAAAUCAGAGGACGAUGAAAAACCCAAUAAUGAUACCAUAUCCAAGUUGGAAGAAACCAAGGAGAAGCAGAGAUUGCGUAUUAAGCCCAAUGGGGUUAACAUACUUACGCUGGCUGUCGGCAAGAGAGUUACUGUUGAGGAAGAAGUUACCAAUAAAGAUUUAUUCAAUGCGAAAGCUGGCGGAAUGGUGAAUAUGCAGGCCUUGAAGUCUGGUAAAAUCAAAGCUGUCGACGACGCAUAUGACACGGGAAUUGGUACUCAGUUUUCAGCCGAGACCAACAAGCGAGAUGAAGACGAGGAAAUGAUGAAAUAUAUUGAAGAUCAAUUGAGCAAAAAGAAAGGUGUAGCUAAAGAUCCUACAGGUGAACCCGAGACAGACUCAGCUCACAAAUAUCUCAGUCCGGAAGAAGCAGCUCUUCUGUCACUACCUGCGCAUCUCAGUCAGACGUCUUCGCAAAGAUCGGAGGAGAUGUUGUCCAACCAGAUGUUGAGUGGCAUUCCAGAAGUAGAUCUAGGAAUCGAAGCCAAAAUCAAGAAUAUCGAAGCUACGGAGGAUGCAAAGAUUAAAUUUCUCCAGGAACAGCAGAGAAAGAAAGACCUGCCUUCGCAUUUCGUACCUUCGAACAUGGCUGUGAACUUUAUGCAGCAUAACCGUUUCAAGAUCGAUCAGCCGGUACAGCAAAAACGGAGGUAUGCGGAAGUUCAACAGCAUCGUUCCGGUGACGAGAAAGUCCCGAAGAAGGCAACUGAUGACUAUCAUUUCGAUAAAUUCAAGAAGCAGUACAGACGGCAUUAAAAAUCAUUUUAGGUGUAUUCAUUUUCUGUCUAAUAAAAUGUACCUCCAAUA
Armigeres subalbatus is the source of this 1038-nucleotide messenger RNA. RefSeq names its product splicing factor C9orf78. The coding region runs from base 118 to 987 and encodes 289 amino acids. The record is from RefSeq and is a predicted model, not a curated record. Gene Ontology annotation, biological process: mRNA splicing, via spliceosome. Gene Ontology annotation, cellular component: spliceosomal complex. The transcript has 4 exons. NCBI's taxonomy places the organism in Eukaryota, Metazoa, Arthropoda, Insecta, Diptera, Culicidae.